Volvox carteri f. nagariensis is the source of this 1997-nucleotide messenger RNA. RefSeq lists its product as uncharacterized. NCBI's taxonomy places the organism in Eukaryota, Viridiplantae, Chlorophyta, Chlorophyceae, Chlamydomonadales, Volvocaceae. The transcript has 4 exons. The record is from RefSeq and is a predicted model, not a curated record. The coding region runs from base 1 to 1587 and encodes 528 amino acids. Gene Ontology annotation, molecular function: DNA binding; site-specific DNA-methyltransferase (adenine-specific) activity.
AUGCUGCGGGGGGGGGGGGGGCCCGCGUUGUUGCCCCAACCCGCGAAGCUAGUCGCGCAUGCCGUCAGCGCACAGUCCCCGACGCCCCUCCUUAUUCACGUUACGGCACAAACGGCGACAAAAGUGUACAGGCCCAACCCGGAAGUACGCCUGACUGGCGCGACUCCUCUGGAUGGUUCGAAGAUGUGGGCCGUUGAAGUUGGCGGCCACGAAUUUGACCACGAUAGGGCCACCCAUCUGCAGCAACGUGAGGGCCUUGACCAAACGAUGAACGGCGGGGAGAAUUGCGUGAACUUGGCGCUGGUGCACAAGUACCCUGUCAAUGCUGACGAGCCACCGCCGCUGGACCAGCGUGUAUUCAGUGUCAUCUCCGUCAAUGCCAACAAGGAUGGAUCCAUCGUGUAUGCAGCAGAGGCAGGCGGGUCCAGCGACCAGGCGGUACCGGGGCUCAUCUGCUGUCAAGUGCGGCGAGUGGUUGGUACUCAGCGGAGGCCGAUGCGAGUGCGGGGGCGGGGGCUGGCGUGGCUGUUGGCGGUAGUGAUAAAAUGCUGGGCAAGAGGCGAGCACGGUCGAUGGAACUGGCGGAGGUGGGGCCUGCCGCCGCUGGUACAUCAAGUGGUGGUAGUGGCAAAGGACGAGACAAGAAGCGAGCACGGGGGCCUGACGUCCCGGCCGAUGUGGCCGAUGCCAGGUUCGCGUCGACUGCAGGUGGCUAUAGGCCGAUCCAUGCCUGUGCCACAGUAUGAACGGCUGGUCCGGCCAUUGACACGAUGCGAACCAGGCGUGGCAAGGCUGGCCUGGGAACGUGUCUUAAGGUAUCAUAACGAGGAGGGACGGCGCAUGACUGCUGAGCUCGUGGUGUCGUGCAUCCAGGAGGUGGGAACAGCCAGCACUGUCGCACAGAGUGAUAGUGAGGACGAGAGUGGCAUGGCCGAUGUUGUCGCGCCUGUUACCGCUGUGUCAAGGGCUAACGGCCACGAUGAAGAUGCAGUCCCGGCGGGUAGCCGGCCUAUCUUUUUGCAGAGUGCAUCGGUAGAGUGGUACACUCCACAGUGCAUCCUAGAUAAAGUCGCAGAGAUGUUUGGGCCGGGGGGAAUUGACCUGGACCCGUGCAGCUCGGAGGCGGCAAACACUAGAGUUAAGGCCGGGCGCUUUUUUGAUGUGGCUUUGGAUGGCCUCAGUGAGGCAUGUAGGUGGGAGGGGAACGUUUUCGUCAACCCUCCUUUCGGUUCGAGGGGUGUGCUAAGCAUGCAGAACUUGUUCUUCGAACGGUGUGUGAAAGAGUAUCGACAAGGGGCUGUCAAACAGGCGGUGGUCCUGCUGAAGGCCGCUGUCGGGUACAAGUGGUUUAGGGCAGUGUUGGAAUGGCCAGUUUGCUUCCUGUGGGAGCGGCUUGCAUUUGUGCAGCCACAGCACACAUCCGUGGGAGAGGAGUCGGAGUUGAAAUGGGGCAGCCGUGUACAAAAUCCACACGGAAGUGUGGUAGUGUAUUUGGGUACCAAUGUGGACAAGUUUGUCCGGAUUUUUGGUGACAUAGGUUCGAUUGCUGGUGCCAACGCGUGGGCACACCAGAACUCGCCCCGCUGAAAUGCGGGUUUUAAUUCCGAGCGGGAAUCUGUACAUUACGCGCCACCAGUCGUUUGGGUUUACCCAAUAGAAGAGCGCACUUGUGUCGGUACAGCGGUGUGGUGUGUACGACACUCAUGGGCUAGUUUCAGAGCGUGCGUGUACAGGAGCAUGUACAGGAAGAUAGGUGUUUUGUUAUGAUUAUUUGCGGCAGCCUGUGGAAGCAGUCCCAUUGGACAUUUUCUGGGUGUGCAAGUUAGUGUUAUGUACAUAUGACGGGAUGUCAAGCGGACGGCAGGCUGUUGUUCUUCUUCUGCAUGGUUUCCGAGCAUGCAUACGCGAGCAUGCAUACGGUGGGACAGAGCGCUUGGUGCCAAGCAUGUUAAGCGAACGUUGCGAAAGCUGUGCGACGUGUAACAGUCGAGGAAAGG